Molecule: messenger RNA, 2962 nt
Organism: Formica exsecta
Lineage: Eukaryota; Metazoa; Arthropoda; Insecta; Hymenoptera; Formicidae
Product: transcription factor Sox-19b-like
Exons: 4
Coding region: 1153-2217 (354 amino acids)
Biological process (GO): regulation of transcription by RNA polymerase II
Cellular component (GO): nucleus
Molecular function (GO): RNA polymerase II cis-regulatory region sequence-specific DNA binding; DNA-binding transcription factor activity, RNA polymerase II-specific
Source: RefSeq, a predicted model, not a curated record
UGGUCCACGGAACCGCCUCCGCGGACGGUCUGCCAUCCGCCUGAUGGUUUUGGUGCGUGUGCCAGACGUGCGUUUCGUCUCAUCUCGCCUCGUCCUCUUCCACCCGUACGGACCAACCUGUGCGGUUGAACCGUGCGGACGGUUUCUUCGCCUCCCUGAGUCCAUCGGGUCCAUCGUCUCGUCUCUCCUCUCGGUCGAUCAGUCGGCCAUCGGAGUUUACCUGAUUCGCCAGUACCGCUGCCCGUGCCGUUACGUCUCUCGAUCUCCGUAUCUAUCGAUGACGCGAUUAGUAUCGUAUGAAGAACGACACAUACAGCAUCACAAAGUUUACAUUUUUCGUUUUCCAUAAUCGAUAACGAAAGAGAGAGAGAGAGAGAGAGAGAGGAGAAAAACGAUAACUAGGAUAUUCCUCCGGCAGAGGAGACGUCGUGGAUUUAACUAUGACAUGACUCGAUGAUCUCGAGGUCGAUCAGGACGAAUCUUUUUUCGUUCCAUUUGGCACCCCGAAAUAACGUGCCAUACAAUUUGACCCUCGAGACAUCUCGUAUAUACGAGAAGAAAUAAAAUCGGUAAUAUACUCGAGAACGGAUCGUUCGAUGAGAGACAAAUGGAGGGAUUAUAGAGUCCGAAGGGUUUUGAAGAGCGAACCUCUUCUCUCAACACAUCAUCAUCGAUUUCUGUCUAAUAUUUCCCGGAGCCGAUAACGAAGUGAAUCUCUGGGUGAUCUACGAGUUCGUAGGAAUCGGUUUAAUAUCGAGAUAAAAAAAGAUCCGAUGCGUAUAAGGUCGACACAGGGUCGGCUAAGUAGCCAUAAAGAAGAUUCGGCGACCUAUCCGACCCGAUAAAUCGCGCCCUGAUAACCCUCGAUUAAUUAUCGAACCUCUCUCUUCCUGCGACGGAAAUCUCUUACCGAGAAUCUCGCUCAUCUGCGACAAAAAAAUCCACGAGAUGCGUUUUAUCUCCCGACAAAAUUUGCUAUUCAAUUUAUCAUCGAUUAUGUGACAUUAUUUGAGUGACAUUUUCGACAUUUAUAUGUCGAAAGCACUUUUUGAGAGUUCGCGAAUCUUUGACAUCUAUAGUCUUUAGUGAUUGUGUGAAUAUCGAUCGUCAGUGAAGAAAGUGUUUUGCAUCGUGGAUUUAACAAGAAUAAAAAUGGAUAUCCACCACAAUAAUAACGAUUUAUCUUCGAUGGAAAGUAAAGCCAGCUCGUCGAGCAACGAACACGGCGGCAAUAAUUCUUUGGACGAUGCUGUGGGCAAACUAUUGCAAGGAUACGAUUGGACGCUACUUCCGGUGACUUCGCGCGCCGGCGGACGAAGAAGCGCUCACGUGAAACGUCCCAUGAACGCUUUUAUGGUGUGGGCGCAGGCAGCAAGGCGAAGACUUGCCGACCAGUAUCCGCAAUUGCACAACGCUGAGUUAUCGAAGACGCUGGGAAAAUUGUGGAGGAUUUUAAGCGACGGCGAGAAGCAACCGUUUAUCGAAGAAGCUGAGAGACUGCGAAACGCGCAUAAGAAGCAACAUCCACACUACAAGUAUCAGCCGCGACGAAGGAAGCCAAAGUCGGACGAUCAGAUGGGUAUCAUCAUGCAUCGAGGUGGGCUUGCGUCGCCCGGAACCACCCUCGAUUCCUCAGCCGGUUCCUCGGAUUGCACCUAUACCCGUCUGUAUCCGGAUGCUGGCGUGAAGACGUACGAGCGACCGGCGACUUAUCACGACCCGACCAAGUCCAGUGCCUACGACUUGGCCAGACCGGUCUGGGUCAACGAGACGGUCGCAAAGUAUCCCGCUGCCGAUCAUCUCGGCAAGUCAUCGUACGAGACGACGUCGAGGAGCUACGCCGAGGUAAAGUGUCACGAGGUCGCCAAGUACCAUCACGAGAUGACCGGUACCAAAUACCACCACCAUCACGAGCCAGCGGUUACCACCAAAUACCCGGACUUGCAAACCAAGUCUUACGACCUGCCCAAAUAUCCGGAGACCAAAGGAUAUCCGGACAGCCUGAAGUAUCCCGCGGAGAUGAGCAGCGCCGCCGCCGCCGUUAAGGCGCCUUACGCCUGUGUGCACGGACAAUAUUAUCCCACCGCGGAGGGGUACACCGUCCACGGCGAGGAAAACGAUUAUCAGCCGCAGAGCGUGUCGUCGCAUCCCUCUUUUUAUCCCUAUAUAUCGGCGGCAUCCAUGACGCAACCGCCGUACUACAUGGGACCGCGAUAGAUCGCGAGCCUAUUGAAAGUGAUGAGAUGUAAGACUAUUCUUACAGCCGAAAAAUUAAACUUUCUCUUCGCGCGCGACGUAUAUUAAUAUUAAAUAAUUAUUAGCACCGAACAGAAAGUUACUAAUAUAAUUUACGAACGUACAUAGAGAUCAAUUGGGACAAUGUUUCUGCGGAAACAAUGUAACCAGGUUCGCUUCAUCCCUCGAUCUAUGAAUCACGAUGAGAAUUAUGUAUCAUUUGAAUAUUGAUAUAUAACGCAUGUGAAUAUUGUCUUACCAUUUGAUAAACUUCGAAUGUAGACGAUCGUUCAUUAUCGAUCUUCAGAGAUUUAAAUCAAUCGAAUAUUGUGUGCGUAACAAAAAUUCUGUAAAAUAUUUAAACGAUAGCGAGUGUGUUGUACUUAAUAAGACGAAAUUGAUAAACUUAUUCUAUGAAAUGAGAUAUAUAUCCGAUUGCUUUGUAAUCUCUUUUUUUAUUUAUUCUUCUUUGUAAACUCUGUGACAAUGCAAAUAAAUCAGAUCUAUUAUCUUUUUGUUUUGCGACACAAUAUGUAACACAUUUAUAUUCUUCGAGACUAUCUGCAAUAUAUAAAAUAAAAAAAAGAAAAGGAAAAGAUUUAAACACAGAAUUUACAAGCAGAUUUCUAAAUUAUACAUAUAUAAAAUGGUGUAUAUAUAUUAAAUUGUAUAUAUCGUUUUGACAUUCCAAAUUGCUAAAAAAAAAAAAAAAAAUUUAAUUUUGAUU